AUGGCUGAGAAGCGCAAAUUGUCCACCCGCGAUCGUCGUGAGCCCUCCGCGAAGAGACGUGCAUCGGAAGUCGCGCCUCAAGGGUCAUCAAAGAAGAAAGGUUCGACGCCGAGUGUCGCUCCCACGCCCCCUCCGGCUUUACCAGCCACGCCGGCACCCGUUGAAAAACCUCUACCGACGAAGAUUAAGGAUGGAGAGGCACUUCCCACUGUGUCUUCGCCGCAGCCCGCUGAGCUUCCGGACACCGAGUAUCAGUCGAUCGCUGAGAGUGCGGUUCUCUUGGCCUCGCUCGAACGAUCGAAGAAGAAAUGGCUCAGCGACGGCAUCCUAGAGCGAUAUUACACCAAACCCAAGAAGUCGAAAAGGGAGCAAAUCGAGGGUAAAAAUCCGCCCAAAGAGUCGAUGGUGAAAGUUGGAUCAUGCAAUAUCGCCGUUGGACCUCAUCUGUUUGAUGCUAUGCUCUACACUGUCAAAGAUCCCAAUGCGCCGCCGCCCAUUCAGUACACUCCGCCCCAGCGGCCUAUGGUUCACUAUGGCCAUCCCAACUUCCAGCAAUAUCAAUCAUAUCCUCAUCCACCGUCGUCCCAGCAGUCACGUCAGCAGUCUCAUCACUCUCCAGCACACUCUGCCUCUCCACAGCCGGGUUAUCAUCAGGGCCAACAUCCGCCGCCACAACCAGCUCGGACAUCGAAUCAACCCCCUCCUCCGCACCAUCCUCCUCAUCCUCCCUAUAAUCCUCAGUCAGCUCAACGCCCGCCUCCUUCACAGCAUACACAACCUCCGAAACCUCCGAAACCGAGCCCGGACCCUGUCAUCCAGAUGCUUGCGACCCGAGCCGCUUCGGAUCCCGAACUGAAGGCCUUGAUGAGGGUUGUCGCGAGUAGUAAAGCGUCCCAGGAGCAAUUACGAGCGUUCCAGGCUCACAUCGAUGAACUCAAUGCAAUUAUUCGCGCAAGGGAGCAACAACAACAACGGCAGCUACAAGCGCAGUCUCAAGUACAGGCCGGGCGUCAGACGCCGCAGACACCGCACCCUCCCCAGCAAAAGCCAUCCCAACCUCCACCCUCGUCACAAAAGCCUCAGCAGCAACACCAGCAGGCGAACCAGCAGCACGGCCAUUCGCUACCUCAGCAAGGUUCCACCCCGCAACAUCGACCUCAGUCGCAGGGCCAACAACAUUCCAUGCCUAGGGUGGAAGUUCAAGUGCCCAAACCCUCACCGGCAUUCAAGUUAAAUAGUCAACAUCCCGGCCAGAACUCACCGAAGCAGCUUCAAACUCCUGCUGCUCAGAAGUCGGCUGCAACACCGCAGCUCAAGCAGGAGCCAGGUGUGGCGUCAACAGUACAGAUGCCCUCUACUGGAGUCCCUGGCUCUAAUGUUGUGGUGGUUCCACCACCAGCGUCAGGCCCAGGCUCUGGCCCUCCGCAGUUAAGUCCGAGUCCUGCUGUACGCCCGACGCCCAACCAGCCGACCUCAACCCAGGGUUCAACACCGCGCUCAGGCGGGCAGUAUCCGCCAUACCAAGCCCAAUCGCCUGCAAUUCAGUCUCGUCCUCCACCACACGGUUCUUCUGCUCCGUAUUAUCGGCCGGCCCCUCCUCCACCACCCCCUGCUAGAUUUGCAUACAAGUCAGUUGUCUUCGAGUUUACUUCCCCUCUGACUCCAUAUGGCAGUAGUACUUCGGGCCACGCAGGUUCAGGUGAUAGAUAUCUGUUUCCCGAGUACUCCAUACUAGAAUGGCUCCCUGGCGGCAACACUGUCCUAGCAUCUUUUCUCCUUACUCGGAAGGUGGACCCAAACACGCCUUUCCCUAUUGAAAUCGCUUCGGCUGCAACCACCACGCGAGCCAAAGGAAAGUCAGCUAAAUCCAAGAAGGCGGACAAGAGCAACGACAAGGAUAAGAAAGCGGGGGAUAAGGCUGAAGAGCCUGGAAAGGAUCAAGAGAACGGCCAGCCGCAACAGGAACCUACCCCCGCAGAUGCUGGUCCCAAGCCAAGCACUUCUGAACCGGUCAAGACGUCAGAGGACAAGGGUGACCAAAAGGGUCAACCAACAGAAACACCUAGCAAAGUAAAACUAGAUUCAGAGAAGCAGCCGUCCAAGGAGAAGCAGGAAGACGCGGGUAAGACAAACCUCAAGGAGUACUAUCAACCAGUGACGCUACGUAUCUACAGCGCCAACCCCAAAUUUCUCGAGCCCCUCGGACGUGUCGUCAAACCUCCUGAGGAGGUACGCAAAUAUAUGAAUGAAAUCAUGGACCGUGCCGAACGUGCGCCGGACGGGUUCCUCGCCAUGCGUCUUCCCCGCGAGACUAAAGACGAUGGCCACGAGCCCGAGGAGAUAAGGAAGAGCGGCACGCCUGCUCCUGCUGUAAUGUCCGGUGCGCGCGGUCGGGCACUCAGAGGAAAAGCAGCGGAAGAGGACUCGGAGAUCGAGAACAUCAACACACCUGCCGAGGAAGAGGAGGAAGAAGAGGAAUUGAAGGAUUUCUAUGGCCCUCCGACGGGUCUUCCGCCACUGAGGGUAUGA
Aspergillus clavatus NRRL 1 is the source of this 2529-nucleotide messenger RNA. RefSeq lists its product as uncharacterized. Gene Ontology annotation, biological process: chromatin remodeling. The coding region runs from base 1 to 2529 and encodes 842 amino acids. Gene Ontology annotation, cellular component: Swr1 complex. Gene Ontology annotation, molecular function: ATP-dependent H2AZ histone chaperone activity. Lineage: Eukaryota; Fungi; Ascomycota; Eurotiomycetes; Eurotiales; Aspergillaceae. The transcript is spliced from 2 exons. The record is from RefSeq and is a predicted model, not a curated record.